Molecule: messenger RNA, 480 nt
Organism: Postia placenta MAD-698-R-SB12
Lineage: Eukaryota; Fungi; Basidiomycota; Agaricomycetes; Polyporales; Adustoporiaceae
Exons: 6
Coding region: 1-480 (159 amino acids)
Source: RefSeq, a predicted model, not a curated record
AUGUCCUUCACUCUCGUUACCGCCGCGAUCGCGGCCACUCUUUUCGCGACCGCUGGCGUCAAUGCCGAGCAGCACAUCAUUCGUUUCUCGAACCAGUGUGGGUAUGGAACUCCUCAACUCAUCCAAGGUGGUAAUGUCCUCUCCACGGGAGAGGACUAUGUCAGCAAUGGCCCUUUCGAAUCCGCUAUCUCCUACUUGCAAACUGGGCCUUGCCUGUUCAACGGCGAGGAAUGUCUCUUGGUGGAGAUGACCAUCGGUAACCCGACGGUUCCUGGAGGUGGUCCAUCUGUCGACCUCAGUCUGAUUCCUCCUCAUGCUUAUAAUGUCGAGACAUCCUUUGCCUUCUGGGGUGGUACUGGGGGAUGCAACAACACCGGUGCUGACUGUGCCGAUCCAACUUGCGCUGAUGCUUUCUUCACUCCUGAUGAGACACAGGUUCAGGUGUCUUGCCAAGGGGACAACGUGCGUACUUUACUAUGA